AUGAAGUUUUCGAGCCUCCGAUGGAACAAGUUUCACGACGAAUACUCAAAACUCAAUCAUGAGCAGAGUGAUUCCUCCUCAUCGGAUCCCAUGAGUGUCUUUGAGGCUUCUCAAACAUCGGCAAGACAUGGGCAGUGGUCAGGAUGGCUCGAAUGGGCUGCACGAGUUCUGAGUGUACUCAUAUUCGUGAGUGGCAUGAUUAUGAUGCUUAUCGCUGGACAACAAUGCAAGACCCGGUCCGCCUCCGACAAAGAAUGUGCAGCUCAGACGAGCGUAUGGUUUCCAGUUCUUGGAGCCGUCGAAUAUGAGUAUCGAGACUGGGUUGACAGUUCUGCAACAACCCAUUCCAAGUACAUCUCAGACAUCCCUUCUCUGGCUUUGGAGCAUCGAUGGCACAGGUUAGAGAAUAUGCCAGCCGUCCUGAUCCCCUCCGAAAGAAUCCCCACCUUAAAUCGCAGCAUAGUCCAAGACUUCCUCCGAGCCAACCCACCACACAGCGACAAAUACAUCGCCGGCAUCGAAGUUUUCCACCACCUACAUUGCCUCAAUAUCCUCCGACAAGUCGCCUGGAAAGAUCGAUAUCCCACGAAUCUGGUACCCUCGCUCCUUAGACACAACUCCCCUGCCGUGGCUUCCAAACACGCAGACCACUGCAUCGAGACGCUCCGUCAGGCUUUGACUUGCAAUGCGGAUGUAACGCCGUAUCUCUGGUAUCGACGUGCGCAUGUUGAUGGGACGGCAAAGGAGGACUUUGCGGCUUCGCAUAAAUGUAAGAAUUUUGAAAAGAUUGUGGAGUGGGUGAAGGAGAAUGGCGUUCAGGUGCCUCUAGAGGCAACAAGGGGUGACGUUGCAACGAAAAUGUAG
Ramularia collo-cygni is the source of this 864-nucleotide messenger RNA. RefSeq lists its product as uncharacterized. The coding region runs from base 1 to 864 and encodes 287 amino acids. Lineage: Eukaryota; Fungi; Ascomycota; Dothideomycetes; Mycosphaerellales; Mycosphaerellaceae. The record is from RefSeq and is a predicted model, not a curated record. The transcript is spliced from 3 exons. Gene Ontology annotation, biological process: mycotoxin biosynthetic process.